AUGCCAGAAGUCUUAGUGUCCGAUAAUAGCACGCAGUUUACAAGCGCCGAAUUCAAGGAGUUCUGCGUUGAAAAUGGAGUGGAACACAUGACAACAGCACCAUUCCAUCCACAAUCCAACGGCCAAGCCGAAAGAUUUGUGGACACCUUUAACCGGGCGGUCAGAAAGAUUCACGAGGGAGAAGGUUCCAUCAAAAUGGCAUUAGAUACAUUCCAACUUACCUACAGAACCAUACCAAAUCUGAAUACGCCAGAUGGAAGAUCACCUGCGGAGCUGAUGUACAAUCGUCAGCUCAGAACAUCGUUGGAACUUCUACGUGUACCGCACAACCAAGCACCACCAAUGCAGAAUCAAGCCAAUCCUCAAUCCAGGUCGUUCGUUCCGAAGGAUACCGUUUAUGUCAAAGUGUACGUCAACAUUAAGUGGACAUGGGCGCCAGGCACGGUAGUGGAAAGGAUCGGCUGUGUAAUGUACAACGUAUGGGUCGAUAAUAGGAAGUUGAUCCGUUCUCACAUAAACCAGUUGAAGAGCCGAGGUGCAAUGACCCAUCGAGGAAACAAGAAACAAAGUAUACCGCUAGACAUUCUGCUGAGUGAGUGUGACGUGAACACACCUGCAGUGAUGCGUACUCCAGUCCCCUCACCGGAACACCGAUUGGAACCAUCGAAUCGGACGUCGUCCGGUUCGAAAUCAUUUCCGUUACCAAACGAAACAAAUUCGUCCCUCUCAACUGCGACGUCAUCGACUGGUCGUGAACCAGCAGCUGAAUUUUUGCCAGUGAUACAAGCCCCUCGACGAUCUUCUCGCGUUAGAAGAGCACCGCAGUGGUUCAACGCUUACCAGCGAAUUUAA
Messenger RNA from Toxorhynchites rutilus septentrionalis, 852 nucleotides. RefSeq lists its product as uncharacterized. Gene Ontology annotation, molecular function: nucleic acid binding. The transcript has a single exon. The coding region runs from base 1 to 852 and encodes 283 amino acids. Gene Ontology annotation, biological process: DNA integration. Lineage: Eukaryota; Metazoa; Arthropoda; Insecta; Diptera; Culicidae. The record is from RefSeq and is a predicted model, not a curated record.